Molecule: messenger RNA, 2573 nt
Organism: Astyanax mexicanus (Mexican tetra)
Lineage: Eukaryota; Metazoa; Chordata; Actinopteri; Characiformes; Acestrorhamphidae
Gene: chrna10a
Product: cholinergic receptor, nicotinic, alpha 10a
Exons: 5
Coding region: 69-1670 (533 amino acids)
Biological process (GO): signal transduction; nervous system process; chemical synaptic transmission
Cellular component (GO): postsynaptic membrane; neuron projection; synapse
Molecular function (GO): acetylcholine-gated monoatomic cation-selective channel activity; transmembrane signaling receptor activity
Source: RefSeq, a predicted model, not a curated record
GGACUUAUACUGCAGCAACCACUGGUCUAUGAUGAAUUUGAUUUAGCAGCUGAAUUAAUUUUAACAAAAUGAGAGCCGGCAUGAUGUGGGGUUUUAUCUUUUCUGUCUGCAUCAUUUUUACACCAGCCUGCUGGGGAGCUCAGGGGAAGUAUGCACAGAGGCUGCUGAACGACCUGUUCAGAAACUACACCAGUGCAAUGAGACCAGUGGAGAACACCAACGAUAUCUUAAACGUCACACUACAGAUUACACUCUCCCAAAUCAUUGGCAUGGAUGAGCGUAACCAGAUUCUGACAGCGUAUUUGUGGAUACGGCAAGUGUGGACCGAUGCAUAUCUGACCUGGAAUAAAGAUGAUUAUGAUGGACUCGAUACCAUCCGCAUACCUGGUAGUUAUGUAUGGAGACCUGAUAUUGUCCUUUAUAACAGUGCGGACGACCAUUUUACAGGCACCAUGGACACCAAUGUAGUUAUCCGCUAUGACGGACAGAUCAUGUGGGACUCUCCAAUCAUCACCAAAAGCUCCUGCAAAGUAGACGUGUCAUUUUUCCCUUUUGACGCCCAGCAGUGCCGCCUCACCUACGGCUCUUGGACCUAUAACGGCAAACAGCUGGACAUUCUCAAUGCCUUGGAGAGUGCAGACCUGGCUGACCUGGUGGAUAAUGUGGAGUGGGAGGUGCUGGGGAUGCCAGCAAAAAAAAACGUAAUCCAGUAUGGCUGCUGUGCUGAUCCCUACCCGGAUGUGACCUACACACUAAAGCUGAAGAGAAGGGCCUCCUUUUAUGUGUUCAAUCUGCUGAUUCCUUGCGUCAUGAUCUCCUUCCUCGCACCGCUGGGCUUCUACCUGCCUGCCGACUCUGGAGAGAAGGUGUCUCUGGGAGUCACUGUGAUGUUGGCACUGACCGUUUUUCAGCUUCUUGUGGCUGAGAUUAUGCCCCCCUCUGAGAAUGUGCCACUUAUAGGGAAAUAUUACAUAGCCACCAUGACCAUGAUCACUGCCUCCACUGCUCUCACCAUCUUCAUCAUGAACAUCCAUCACUGUGGCCCAGACGCAAAACCUGUGCCUGAAUGGGCUAAGACGUUCAUCCUGCAGUACCUGGCCAGGAUCUGCUUCGUCUAUGAAGUCGGAGAGAACUGCAUGACCCCACAGCCCGAGAAACCGGACCCCCCACCUCAGACACAGCCACAGCAUAUGAACGGCCGAGCAGGCAAGGACGACCUCGUCUUCAAAUUCGACAGAGGUCAAGACGGUAUGCCUUUAAAGCCUUCAGAGGAAAAAGGGGACAUGUCUCAGAUUCUGUCCCCAGCCUGUUCGAUAGGGCCAAAUCCCACCAAUCAAUACAGCGUCUGGAAGAACGGAGUGUUCCUGAGUUUGGAAGGUGGGGAUGGUGUGUCCACACCAGGUGUAGGAGUAAAGGACAGGGACCGGUCUGGAGGACAGGAGGAUGGAGGUAGGCAGUGUGGUGAGGAAAGGAUGCAGAGCAUCACUGAUCAAGAGCAUAAUUUCAGGAACAUUGAGUAUAUUGCUAACUGUUAUCGAGACCAGAGAGCCACACAGAAGAGAACAGGAGAGUGGAAGAAGGUGGCCAAGGUGUUGGAUCGCUUCUUUAUGUGGAUUUUUUUCAUCAUGGUGUUUUUCAUGAGUCUGCUCAUUAUGUGCAAGGCCAUCUGAGCCAGUCUGGUGUGUUUUCCACUGUAUAGUACCUGCAUACACUUUUUAUUUUAUUUCAUAGCAAGAUGCACGACUGGGUGGACAAUGAGAGGUUGAAAAAUGUACGGAAAAUUAGCAUUGGAUGAAAGUGUGGUUUACCUAGAGGUGAGCAUAUGUCAAAAUGCUCAUGGUGACCAUUGAUUUAUUAAAUUAGUUUAAUUACCAUCAUAUUUUACCAAGGCAGGGUGGACAGCAUAAUCUUUACUUCAGUUAUUAUGGAGAAAAUAGAAGAAAGUAUAAGUGAAACUAGAAGGGAAAAUUUGUGCAUGAACUGUAAUUUGGCUUGGAAAUAUGUGCUAAUAAAAAUUUAAAACUGCUUUAAUUCAGUACUACCUUAAAUCCAAUUCCACCUUAAAACCAAUACUACCUUAUACUCAUUGCCACCAUUAACCUUGAAACACUUAAUAAAUUGUUGAAGUCCAGAAACCUUUUUCUAAAUUAUGAAAUGCCACUACUUUUGUCUGAUAAAGAAGUGUCCAUAAACAUUUGGCUAAAUGGUGGAAAGCAAAUACUGCUGGCAUAUAGAACUGUGUCCAAAAACUUUUGGUUAAAUAUUGGUAAGAAAGCCUUUGGCCAACAGCUAGUUUAUACAGCAGCUCCUCCAUACACAGAUAAUACUGAGGAGCGAUCAAUCAGCAUCUCGUCGUUCUACAUAUCGUCGAGUUUCGUGGUUCUAACAAAAAAUUGUGACCUAUAGAACUGUUUGAAUUUCUUGACAAAGGUUUGCAGACACUUUUGAAUGGGUUCCUAUGGCGAAAUGUCCAACCUUAAAAAUGUCGGCCGUAUGAAAACUUUAUAAUGCUCCAAAAAGCACAAGCAGAAAUUUUGCAAUAGAAUAAUAAUAAGAAAAAGAAGAUUAAAGAA